CUUCUGAAUAUUUUUGACCUCAUUAUAUGUGAAUUUGUUAUAAAGAUAUGUAUUAUUUAUACAUUUGUACAUGAAAUUUAUGCAGCAUGUACAUGCUUAAGACUGUUCAUAGACAUUUUUGGAAUCUACUGUAUAAACAAAUUGGUGACCCAGAAGUUAAUACCAUGAUACAGUGAUGGAUCAUGACUUAAUAUAGCAGCAUGUUUGUCUACACCAUUUUCUCACCGCAUAGACACAGUCUGAAUACUUCUACCAUCAUAAACUUGUUUCAGCCGGCAGUAUCUGUGAUAUUACUAAACCUCAUUCCAAACAGAGACAUAUUUCCAGGCUCACCAGCUGCCAUCCUGUGUCACACUACAUGGAUCACAUCUACACUGCUUCCAGGCUCACCAACUGCCAUCCUGUGUCACACUACAUGGCUCACAUCUACACUGCUUCCAGGCUCAUCAACUGCCAUCCUGUGUCACACUACAUGGCUCACAUCUACACUGGUUCCAGGCUCACCAGUUGUCAUCAUGUGUCACACUACAUGGCUGACAUCUGCACUGGUUCAAGGUUCACCAGGUGCCAUCCUGUGUCACACUACAUGGCUGACAUCUACACUGGUUCCAGGCUCAACAACUGUCAUCCUGUGUCACACUACAUGGCUCACAUCUACACUGCUUCUAGCCUCACCAACUGCCAUCCUGUGUCACACUACAUGGCUCACAUCUACACUGGCUACAGGCUCACCUGCUGCCAUCCUGUGUUGCAGUACAUGGCUCACAUCUACACUGCUUCCAGGCUUACCAACUGCCAUCCUGUGUCACACUACAUGCCUCACAUCUACACUUGUUCCAGGCUCACCAGUUGCCAUCCUGCAUCAGACUACAUGGCUGACAUCUACAUUGGUUCAAGGUUCACCAGGUGCCAUCCUGAGUCACACUACAUGGCUCAGAUCUACACUGGCUCCAGGCUCACCAGCUGCCAUCCUGUGUUGCACUACAUGGUUCACAUUUACACUGGUUCUAGGUCACCAGCUGCCAUCCUGUGUUACAGUACAUGGCUGACAUCUACACUGCUUCCAGUCUCACCAGCUGCCAUCCUGUGUCGCACUACAUGGCUCACAUCUACACCACUUCCAGACUCACCAGCUGCUUUCCUGUGUUACAGAACAUGGCUCACAUUUACACUGCUUCUAGGCUCAGCAGUCGCCAUCUUGUGUUACAGUACAUGCCUCACGUCUACACUGGUUCUAGGCUCACCAGCUGCCGCCCUGUCUUACAGUACAUGCCUGACAUCUACAUUGGUUCUAGGCUUACUAGCUGCCAUCCUGUAUUACAGUUCAUGCCUGACAUCUACAUUGGUUCUAGGCUCACCAGCUGCCAAUCUGUGUUACACUACAUGGCUCACAUCUACACUGGUCCUAGGCUCAUGAGCUGCCAAUCUGUGUUACAGUACAUGCCUCAUAUCUACACUGGUUCUACGCUCACCAGCUACCAUCCUGUGUUACAGUAUACGCCUCACAUCUACACUGCUUCCAGUCACACCAGCUGCCUUUCUGUGUUACAGUGCAUGCCUCACAUCUACACUGGUUCUAAGCUCACCAGCUGCCAUCCUGUGUUACAGUACAUGCCUGACAUCUACACUGGCUCUAGGCUCACCAGCUGCCAAUCAGUGUUACAGUACAUGCCUCGCAUCUACACUGGUUCUAGGCUCACCAUCUGCCAUCCUGUGUUACAGUACAUGGCUCACGUCUACACUGGCUCUAGGCUCACCAGCUACCAUCCUGUGUUACAGUCCAUGACUCACAUCUACACUGGUCCUAGGCUCAUGAGCUACCAAUCUGUGUUACAGUACAUAGCUCACAGCUACACUGGUUCUAGGCUUAUGAGCUGCCAUCCUGUGUCACACUACAUGGCUGACAUCUACACUGCUUCCAGGCUCACCAGCUGCUUUCCUGUGUUACAGUACAUGGCUCACAUCUACACUGCUUCUAGGCUCACCAGCUACCAUCCUGUGUUACAGUACAUGCCUGACAUCUACACUGGUUCUAGGCUCACCAGCUGCCAUCCUGUCUUACAGUACAUGCCUGACAUCUACAUUGGUUCUAGGCUCAUGAGCUGCCAAUCUGUGUUACACUACAUGGCUCACAUCUACACUGGUCCUAGGCUCAUGAACUGCCAAUCUGUUACAGUACAUGCCUCACAUCUACAAUGGUUCUAGGCUCACCAGCUGCCAUCCUGUGUUACAGUAUAUCCUUCACAUCUACACUUCUUCCAGGCAUACCAGCUGCCUUCCUGUGUUACCGUACAUGCCUCACAUCUACACUGGCUCUAGGCUCACCAACUGCCAUCCUGUGUUACAGUACAUGGCUCACAUCUACACUGGUCCUUGGCUCACGAGCUGCCAAUCUGUGUUACAGUACAUGGCUGACAGCUACACUGGUUCUAGGCUCACCAGCUGCCAUCCUGUAUUACAGUACAUGGCUCACAUCUACACUGCUUCCAGGCUCACCAGCUGCCAUCCUGUGUUACAGUACAUGGCUCACAUCUACAUUGGUCCUAAGCUCACAAGCUGCCAAUCUGUAUUACAGUACAUACCUCACAUCUACACUGGUUCCAGGCUCACCAGCUGCCAUCCUGUGUUACAAUACAUGCCUCACAUCUACACUUGUCCUAGGCUCAUGAACUGCCAAUCUGUGUUAGAGUACAUGGCUCACAGCUACACUGGUUCUAGGCUCAUGAGCUGCCAUCCUGGGUUACAGUACAUGGCUCACAUCUAUACUGAUCCUAGGCUCACGAGCUGCCAAUCUGUGUUACACUACAUGGCUCAGGUUGUACUGCUUUACCAACUGGGGUAUCACAUCAUCAUGGUGGUGCUCACAUUAUGGCUUAUAGUAUGGUGCAUUAGAGAUGAGUAUCUGUUGGCUACCAUAUUACAGUCACUCAUGUUUGCAGCAGAACUGAGCCUUUUUUACUACAGGCAACAGUUGUGAGUCACACUGGUGUUACAUUUCACAGGUAUACAUGCAUGGCCCUAUGAUUACCUCAUAUCUGUCCGGUGGUCUGAUGUAAGCAGCAGAGGUAUGUAUCUUGCCUUCCUUCAUAUCUGUUGGUGGUAUAUACCACAAUGCUUCAUCUUUAACCCUUCUUUCCUAAAGCAGGGUAGCCAACCGGUGGUAACAACUCUCUCUUAGAUUAUCAUCUAGUGCCUGCAUUAUAUUUUAAACCCAGGUUGUUAGUAGGGUAGGGGGAUUUUCCCUUUUAUGCCAGCAUUAUGCAUUUAGUAAACUACUACAGGUUGUUGUUCCCUGUUCAAAUAAGCUCAUGUUGUCUUGGCCUGCACUAAUACAUAACAAUAUUUUCUUUUCUAAAGCAAACUGUUUAAAAAUCGUGUGUCUCAACUACCAUGUACCUGAAGUCCCUGCUUACUAAAAACAAGUGCAAUCUUUCUUUUUAUGUUAAAACAUUAUUACAUAAGUACAUAAGGAAAGUGCCAUUACUAUUUGAGAUCUAUAUUAAUGCACUUGUUUACCCCACAAAUCUUUAGCACUUAAUUAAAAUAUAGCAUUCUACAAUGCUAUCUGUCUGCAGAUUUUCUUUACUUCAGUAAAUAAAUAUGUUUUAACCUGAUUGUUGAAUUUCUAACUAAUUUUUACCUGAGUAGUUUUGUCUGAACAGUAUGACUUACAGUGUAUAGUCAUCAUAAAAAUAAUCAAGAAAAAACUGACCUUGUUGUUCAGUUAGACCAUUUAGUUUGCUCUUGAAACAAA
Molecule: messenger RNA, 3754 nt
Organism: Protopterus annectens (West African lungfish)
Lineage: Eukaryota; Metazoa; Chordata; Ceratodontiformes; Protopteridae
Exons: 2
Coding region: 359-1417 (352 amino acids)
Source: RefSeq, a predicted model, not a curated record